AUGGAAGGGACGACAAUACCACGCAAUACCAAUAUCUCGACGUCAGUUCCACACCAAACACAGCAGCAGCAGCAGCCGCCUCAGCCCCCGAGUCCGGAGCCGCAAAUAGAAACAGCGACCGCUACGCCAGCGGCAUCAGACACAGAGCCCGCUCCUCCUACGGCGGACCAGGGAUCAACCCCAAAAGAAUUCUCUGACAUGUCCAUGCACCCUAUCAAGUUCCUCACACAGAAUGCCCAGAGGGAGUUUGACCAGACUGUAGCGAGGCAGUCAACCACGUUGGAUAGAAACGACGUUCAGAUGAUUGACGAGUUUGACAAUGUCCAUGACCUCAUAACUCCGUUCUGGGGCUUGAAACCAGCAACCAUUCGCAGCCGCGCAAAAGAGGCUCUGGGCUACGACAAUGCCCUCCUCGGCAUCGCGAUCCGCGACCACACAGUGGCAUUUAGCACUGGGGGGCCAGAUUGGCAAAGAAAUGCCACUGUGGGAAUGCUCGAAAACAUGCUUCCCUAUCUUCCCGAUAUGAAUCUCGCGUUCAAUCUUCACGACGAGCCGCGAGUGGUGCUGCCGCACGACGACUUGACGCGCCUCGUCGACAAAGCGCGCCGCGUGGCCAUGCCGGCGGCAGCAAAUCAAAAACUGCCCGCCAAUGACUUCACGGCAACUGCGUCGGAGCUUGGCGAGAAGCAGAGGUUUGAUGAGACCAAGCUGACCCGCUUCAACAACAUUCACCGCGAAGCGACCUGGACCAACUCGCGGAUGUCCUGCGCCCCGGACAGCCCCGCGCGGACACUCGAGGACGACGACAGCGCCAACGACGACAUGCGCAGGUACGCGCUGAGCGCGGCUGGCUUCGUCGAUAACGUUACUGCCAUGUCGGACAUUUGCUCGACGCCGUCGCUGCGGCGGACGUACGGCUUCUUUGACCGCCCUAACAUGUUCAAGGUGACGCACGACCUGUUCCCCGUCUUCUCGCAGUCCAAGAUCUCAUCAUACGCGGACCUUAUAUACCCGUCGCCGUGGUACUGGUACGGCAAGGUCAAGUACAACGAGACGCUGGACGUGCCCUGGGUCGACAAGAAGGGCAAGCUCUUCUGGCGUGGCUCUACGACCGGUGGCUUUAGCCGCAACGGCGGCUGGCGGCGGCAGCACCGGCAAAACUUUGUCGAAAAGAUAAACAGUGCCACCGAUACCCUCAUCUUCACCGAGGGCGGUGGUAGCGGAAGCCAACGGUGGACCGGAGAGCAGGUCCCGCGCAGCGACCAUCGGCGGCUGACCGACGUGCACUUUUCGCAUGUAGGGCAGUGCGAUCCGGGCGACUGCCAGGCGCAGCGGCAGUUUUUCAAGAUCAAGGACGUCGUCGACAUGCAGCACGCGUGGCGCUACAUGUUCCUGCUCGACAUGGACGGAAACGCCUUCAGCGGGCGCUUCUACGCGUUCCUACGCAGCCGCAGCCAGGUCUUCAAGCUUGCGGUCUUUCGUGAGUGGCACACGGCCGGCUGGCUGCGCCCCUGGCUGCACUACGUGCCGCUCAGCAUGCAAGGCGGCGACUGGCUUGCGGCCGCGCACUACUAUGGCGCUACGGAUGAGGGAUCGGCCGCGGCAGAGGACAUGGCUACGGUGAGUAGGGAGUGGGCGGGCCGUGCGCUCCGCAAGGUCGAUAUGGAGGCCUGGUUUUUUCGGCUGCUGCUUGAAUACGCAAGAGUCAUUGAUGAUAAUAGAGAGGUUAUUGGCUUUGACAUGGCCAGCGCGGAUAAGAAGCUUCCUCUACAGGCGCAGCCAAACGAUCCCAAACGAAACUAG
Molecule: messenger RNA, 1803 nt
Organism: Cordyceps fumosorosea ARSEF 2679
Lineage: Eukaryota; Fungi; Ascomycota; Sordariomycetes; Hypocreales; Cordycipitaceae
Product: Lipopolysaccharide-modifying protein
Exons: 3
Coding region: 1-1803 (600 amino acids)
Source: RefSeq, a predicted model, not a curated record